GUAUAUCAUAAUUUUAUUUUAAUGAAAGUUAUUAUGAAUUUUGCUGGAAAUAGUUUUUGAUUUUAUUUAAUACAAAAAAUCUGAAACAUAUUUUAUCGAAUUUGAUAGUCAAGUGGGAUGUGCAUCUAUCUGUUAUUAAUUUCGCGGCAAAAUGCAUACGUGGCGCUGUGGUAGCAACAUGCCACUGUGAAGUGGCAAGGAAAAGACAAGUCGUAUGUCGUUUCUAAUUGGUUCGGAUUGUAAUUUAAUAAAAUGAGGUGGUUCAUUCCGUGUUUAUUUCUAAUUUUUUCAAGCUCCAGUGUAAACUGUUAUUUCAUUACUGUAGACGCGCAUGCCGAAGAAUGUUUCUUUGACAAUGUGGAAGCAGGCACGAAAAUGGGUCUUACAUUUGAAAUAGCAGAAGGUGGAUUUCUAGAUAUAGAUGUAAAAAUAAUUGGCCCUGAUGGAAAAAUAAUUUAUCAAGGUGAUCAAGAAAGCAGUGGUAAAUAUACAUUUGCUGCACAUCUUCCUGGUAUUUAUACUUAUUGUUUUGGGAAUCAAAAAAGUAGUAUGACACCAAAAGUAGUGAUGUUUAAUAUGGAUAUUGGUGAAAAUACGAAGCCCAUAGAACAAACUUCAGAUGGAAAAAAUUCUGAUCCAAAUCAUAAUAAAAUAGAUGAUAUGAUUAAAGAAUUAAGUACAAGUUUAUGGAGUGUGAAAAAUGAGCAAGAGUACAUGCAGGUUAGAGAUAGAAAUCAUAGAGCUAUCAGUGAAAGCACAAAUUCUCGUGUAGUUAUGUGGGCAUUUUUUGAAGCUAUGGUUUUGGUUUGUAUGACAAUAGGACAAAUUUUCUAUCUAAAACGAUUCUUUGAAGUUAGAAGAGUUGUCUAAUUCAAUAUAUAUAAUAAAAUACACUCAUUGUACAUUUUUUUACAUGAUUAAGUUAUAAUAGAAUUAAAAAAUUUAAAUAUUUUGAAGUUAUUUUUUUUCCUUUAAUUUGACAUACUGGUAUACAAUACAACAUUGAAAACUUAUAAUAUUGUUAAAAGCAAAGUAUGAUUUCUUAUGAUACAAUUAUUUUAACAAUAUUAAAUAAAAUGUUUUUUGUACCACUAAUAGUUUAGUAGUACAAAAAGAAAAAAAUAAUUUAGUUUAUAUAACUUAUAUAUACAUAUAUCUUAUAUAAGAUCAAAUUAUUCUUAUAUUAAUAAUCAAUUUGCAGAGUUAUUAUUUUUAUUGAACAAAUAUGUACAGAAGUUUGUACUGAUGUAUUAUAUAAUUUUCAUAUACGAAUUUAAAUUCUAUAACUUGUCUAUUAAUUAUGUAAGCAAACAUUAAAAUAAUUUAACAAAACUAGAAAAUAAAAUAAUACCAUUUAUACAAUUGUACAGAGUUAUAUGAUUUAAUAAAAAGAUACCAAUUAAUUAUCUGAUACUUCUAUUAGAUAUAUUUCAGUAGUAAAUUUUAUGUAAAUUUUAUUUAUUAUUUUCUAUUCUGUAGAUAGUUUUAGUGAUCUUGAUGUAAGUUAGAUUGAAAAGAAAUCAACAUUAUUUAGAAAAACAUUCACAUAUUGAUAUAAUUAAAAACAUUUCAACAUCAACAAAUAUAUAUGAAAAAUAGUCUAGAUUUAUAUGUUAGUUUAAAAAUCAUGGUUUAUAUGUUAGUUUAAAAAUCAAUUAAUUUAUUAUUACUACUAUAUUCGUUAUAUUACUAUAUUAUUUAUUAUUAUAUUUGUAAUCAUAAAUAACAUACAUAUAUUAAAAUUAUUAAUUAAUUGUAGAUAUAA
This is a messenger RNA of Heterotrigona itama, 1765 nucleotides long. Lineage: Eukaryota; Metazoa; Arthropoda; Insecta; Hymenoptera; Apidae. The record is from the annotation of a GenBank genome assembly.